Molecule: messenger RNA, 4108 nt
Organism: Urocitellus parryii (Arctic ground squirrel)
Lineage: Eukaryota; Metazoa; Chordata; Mammalia; Rodentia; Sciuridae
Gene: Slc25a36
Product: solute carrier family 25 member 36
Biological process (GO): pyrimidine nucleotide import into mitochondrion
Cellular component (GO): mitochondrion
Molecular function (GO): pyrimidine nucleotide transmembrane transporter activity
Source: RefSeq, a predicted model, not a curated record
CCCUAAGAGCGAGCGGCGGCGCAGCUGCAGCGCGGCAGGGAGCGCUGCGCAGGGUUCCUUUUGCAGCUGCGACUCCGCCAGCUCCCCUCGCUGUCCCGGGGGCAUCGUGCGGCUCCUUCGGGGACCGAAGCCGCCGGCCAUAGCGGGCACCUGGAUCCGCGUCCCGCCUCAGCGCCCGGAGGACAUGCAGGAGAGAGAAUGAGCCAGAGGGACACGCUGGUGCAUCUGUUUGCUGGGGGAUGUGGCGGCACAGUGGGAGCCAUUCUGACAUGUCCACUGGAAGUUGUAAAAACACGGCUACAGUCAUCUUCUGUGACACUCUACAUCUCUGAAGUUCAGCUGAACACCAUGGCUGGAGCUAGCGUCAACCGCAUCGUGUCUCCUGGACCCCUCCAUUGCCUAAAGGUGAUCUUGGAAAAAGAAGGGCCUCGCUCCUUGUUCAGAGGACUAGGCCCUAAUUUAGUGGGGGUGGCCCCUUCCAGAGCAAUAUACUUUGCUGCUUAUUCAAACUCCAAGGAAACGUUGAAUGGUGUGUUUGAUCCUGAUUCUACCCAGGUACACAUGAUUUCGGCUGCUGUGGCAGGUUUUACUGCAAUCACGGCAACCAAUCCCAUUUGGCUUAUAAAGACUCGGUUACAGCUAGAUGCAAGGAACCGUGGGGAAAAGCGAAUGGGUGCUUUUGAAUGUGUUCGUAAAGUGUAUCGGACAGAUGGACUUAGAGGAUUUUAUAGAGGCAUGUCUGCUUCAUACGCUGGCAUAUCAGAGACUGUUAUCCAUUUUGUUAUUUAUGAAAGUAUAAAGCAAAAACUACUGGAAUGUAAAACUGCUUCUGUGAUGGAAAAUGGUGAAGAGUCGGUGAAAGAAGCAUCAGAUUUUGUGGGAAUGAUGCUAGCUGCUGCCACCUCAAAAACUUGUGCCACAACUAUAGCAUAUCCACAUGAAGUUGUAAGAACAAGACUACGUGAAGAGGGAACAAAAUACAGAUCUUUUUUUCAGACACUGUCUUUGGUUGUUCAAGAAGAAGGUUAUGGAUCUCUCUACCGUGGUCUAACAACCCACCUGGUGAGACAGAUUCCAAACACAGCCAUUAUGAUGGCCACCUAUGAAUUGGUGGUCUACCUACUCAAUGGAUAGCAGCAAAGGCUGCCACACUACAAAGAGGGAAGACCAAAAAGAUUACAGUGGACCAUGGAGUAGCAAAGCCAGCAUGGUGGRCAGAAGGAAAGUAGUUGGGAACAUGUAACUGUGCCUCAGCAGCAGUGUGAUUGAGGUGGUAACCAUGUCACAUUACUUAGUCUCUCAGUAAUGUGAACAAUCCUUGGCUACCCUUGAGGAAAUGCCUUUAGAAGCACUCCUUCUCAAAAUUGCCAUUUUCUCUACCAUGUCCACAAGAUGCAGUUGUGUUUGUUGAGUAAUGGCAUUCAGAGUGUAGUGUUGUUCCAUCAGCAUUUUUUCAGUCUCUAAACAAAGCCAUCCCUAAUUAUAUACUGUACUACAACUAUCCAAAGAUAGUAUUUGACAGUCAUAAUUUCUAACUUCUGGCAUUUAAUCCCUAUAAUACUGUAGAAUAAUAAUAAUAGAUAGAUCCUGAGUAUUAUUUUCCCAUUUUCCUGAGAGGACCUGGCACAGUAUUUUAAAUUUAACUAUUUGGCAUCAAUAGUUAACUGUUAUUGACAACCAAUGAAAUUGUGUCUAAAUACCUUGUGUACUUUUAGCAUUAAGAUGUUUUGGUUUCCACGACUAACCGGUGCUUGAUGUUGAGCAUAAUGUGGACUUUAAAUUGUUAGAAUAUCAAACUCACAGUAGUUUGACAAAAUAAACUAGUAAAACAUUAAUUCUUGGCCAUUUCAAUGACUUGAAUGUGUCUUCAAAUCUUACCUAAUUUUAUGGUACAUGAAUGAAUGCAAAUGCCUUUUCAGUAAUUUACUUGUUAUGGACUUGAAUUAAGUAUCACUUAGUUAAAUAGAAAAUUUUACUACUUCUGAAUCUUUCUCUACUUGCUAUCACUUUAAGAAUCUAAACCUUUGAAUCAUUUCCAGAUCUGUAUAUAUUAGAUUUAUUUGUAGAGAAAAUGGUAAUUUUCAGUUUUGCCCUUAUGAGUUUUUUUUAAAGCUGAUAUUAAUGUGGGACAGUAUAAACAUUAUAGAAGAGGAGCCCUCUGAUUCAGAAGGUAAUGAUCUUAAUUGGCUUAGAGUUUAUAAAUGAACAGUUACUUCUGAUGGAAAUUUAUUCUGUCCUAUUUUCUCGAAUGGUCUAUCAUAGAAAGAUUCAAGUUAGAGUGAAAUAUGUUGACAGGAUGUAACUUUUAAAUUUUGCUAUUAAGUAACCUGCACCUUUUAAGACUUUAAAUGUGUUCUAUAUAUGGCCCUUAUGAGAUGUCUGCUAUUAUACCAUGUCAAGGGACUUUGCCUAUGGAUGUUGCUAUACUGGUUUAUAAAACUUCUACAGUUGAACUCCAGUGUGGUCCUCAGUUCAGUCUACCUUAACUUGACAUUUUGUGCAAUGGCUUUAUCUUGAGAAUAACUCCUUGUGAAUGCACUUUGUGGCCUUGGGGGUGGGGCGGGAACAAGAGAGGAGAGAAUUUCAUGUUAGCUUUUUUUGUUGUUGUUUAAAUAUUGGUCUUAGGGAGAAACAGUGUUCAUAACAUUUUUCUGGGUUUUUAUUUUGAAGGUCUAAUAAUGUGUUUAAGCAUUCUUCGUACCCUGCAGUGCCACAACAUUAUGGAAAAGCAGCAUGUCAUUGCAGGUUUUUUUUUUUUUUUUGCUGUCACCAAUGAAGCUCUCUUGAAUUCUCCUACCUUAACUUCCUUAUAAUCAGCAGUAACUGGAUGUUUUUGAGGUGCUCAGUUGGAAUUUAAAAUAUUCCAAUCUAUUUGGAGACCAAAGGCAAAUUCAGUUUUGUUACCUUUUGUUAUUUAACAUUUUUUCAUUUUAAUUUCUGCUUUGACAUUUAUAGUGAGGAACAUACUAAGCUCUCUCCCCACCAGAAGAAUACCCCAGAGGUUCUAACUUAAAUCUGUAGAGAAGGUCUCAUUCCAUAAUGUUUGCCUUUUCAGUGCCAUUUAUACUGCCUAAUACAGUGCCAUUUGCCUUGUGAAGAUCCAUAAAUAAUGUGUUGAAUGUAGGACACACUCCCUAGUCUUACUGAUCUCAGUGCCCCACAAAUGAAGAAUGACAUGAAAACCAGCAGCUAAGGAACAUCUCAUUUUGUUAUAGCAAAUUCAUAACAAGUGUCCUUCGAGGAUGGUAUUCUAUUUCUGUUUAUAUUUAGCAAGCAAAACUUAAUUGACCUUUUGUGCAUUAUAUCAGCUUUUAAAGUGCAUAUUAUGUGUGUACUAGAAGGAAAAGCUUUUCAAGUCUUGGGCUGCAUUUGUGCAACAACUAGAAAGGAGCAAUGAAGUCUGGUUUUUCCCCUGAGUACAUUCUGCCAUAGUUUACACUAGGACAGAUAAUUCAAAAAAGAAAACUACAUAUGAAAAUUGCUUUAAUGCAAUUAAAGUUGAUUUUUUAAUCUAUUCUAAUGUUUAAAGACAAAGAUGUUAAUCAGAGCAUUGGACUUUUUGUUGUUGUUGUUGUUGUGUUUUGGUAGGAGAUCAUCAGCACUCCAGAUUGGUCUGUAUUUUAUUACAGAAUCUUCUCAGAAAUUGAAUUGAACUUCUUCAGGUUCAGGCAGUAGGUACUGAAAGCUUAUGCUCAUAGAGCAGCCACUCCCAGAAAGAGUUUGCUAUGUUUCGCAGUUCAAAUCUGAGACCACGGUGCCACCCCUGUGGUUGUGAGUACCAUACAAUGCUUUCAAUUCCGGGGGAAGAAUCUACCAGGAAACCUCUGUCUUGGUUCUGGUUACGUAACUUUGUAGAACCAACCUUACUAGAGUAGGCCCAAACUGAUUAGUAACUUCGAAACCAAAAUAGAAUAUCAUGAGGUUAUUUAAUCCAACCUUUUGUCUCAUACCUAAUGUGCACUGUGGAGUAGCAUUAUUUUAGGACCAGCAGAAUCAGGGUUGUAAUAAAUUAGUCCCUCUUCCAGAAUCCCUUGUGCCUGUUUUUGUGGUUUACAUGCUCUUCUACCCAAAUGUAGUAAUUGUAGGGACCCUUUGGGACUGAUUCAUA